Molecule: messenger RNA, 682 nt
Organism: Clunio marinus
Lineage: Eukaryota; Metazoa; Arthropoda; Insecta; Diptera; Chironomidae
Source: the annotation of a GenBank genome assembly
UUUUCAUUUUUCCAUUUCCUUUCGUUUUCCAUUUUCAAUCAGCUGUUAAUGACAGCUCACUAACAUUACUUUAAUCAAUACUAAAUUGACAAUGUGUGAGUGAAAAUUUUUGUUUUGAUUUUUCAUUUUGCGCAAUAGAAUGAAAAAUUCUUGAAAUUAAGUUGUUAAAAUUAAAACAAGAAUCUAAUUAUGAUAACACAAAAUAUUAUCAGACAAUUGUUAAGAACAUCACGGCAUCAUGUACAUCAAAGGAAAUGUCUCUCCAUUACUCAAAAGCUAUCAACAGAAACUGCUGCAAAAACUGAUCUGAAACUUAGUGAUUCAUGUGUGAAGAAGCUUCAUGAGAUUUGUAAAGAUGGAUCUUUUCUAAGAGUCAUCGUUGAAGGCGGUGGAUGUUCAGGAUUUCAAUACAAGCUUGAAAUCGACAAGAAUUUAAAUCCAGAUGAUCUUCAGUUCGGUCCCGAUGGUGCAAAAGUUGUUAUUGAUGAAGUUUCAGUAGAGUAUGUUGACGGGUCAACAGUGGAUUAUCAUGAAGAAUUAAUUCGAGCUGGUUUUCGGAUAAUUAAUAAUCCCAAAGCUGAAGGAGGUUGCAGUUGUGGUGCAUCGUUUAACAUUAAAAUAGAUUAAAGCAACUGAAGAUUUAAUUGAAAUUACAUAGAAAGAGAGAGUGUUUAAAAUAUUU